UCUCUCUGAGCUGCUAAAGGGAAUCUCUGCAAACUCCUUCCUAGAGUCUUUCAAAGAGACAUGGCACAAACUGGACUUAGAAUUUUUCUACUCAUAAGCUUACUACUGCUGGAUCAGACCAUCAGCCAGGCUUCCAAAUUCAAAGCCAGGAAGCACAGCAAACGCAGAGUGAAAGAAAAAGAUGACCUGAAGACCCAGAUUGACAAACUGUGGCGAGAAGUAAAUGCUCUGAAGGAAAUACAAGCACUCCAGACAGUGUGUCUUCGUGGGACCAAGGCCCACAAGAAGUGCUACCUCAUGUCAGAAGGCACCAAACAUUUCCAUGAAGCCAAUGAAGACUGCAUAGCCAAGGGGGGGACAUUGGCUAUCCCGAGGAAUAAUGAGGAAACAAACAUCCUUCGAGAUUACGGCAAGAAAAGCAUGCCCAGCGUGUCCGAGUUCUGGCUGGGUGUCACUGACAUGGUCAAGGAAGGGAGGUUUGUUGAUGUCAAUGGCAUGGCUCUGCAGUACUUCAACUGGGACCAUGCCCAGCCCAAUGGGGGCAAGCGUGAGAACUGUGUCUUUUUGUCUCAGUCAUCCCAAGGCAAGUGGGUGGAUGAAGUCUGCCGCACUGCCAAGAGAUAUGUUUGUGAAUUCCUGAUCCCAUAAUUACAUCCACAAAGGACCACGGCCAUGUUUUGGGUUAUCAACACACACUUUUGCUCAGUAACUCCUCCCACUUAGAAAGUGGCAAGUUAAAGCUAUCCUGCUCCUGCCUUGAACUCACUCUUUCCUGAAACACAAGUUUUCUCUGUUAAUUUAUUUUCUAUUUGAAUGCUAAAAUAAUAGUAUGUUUAGUGAGUAGUCUCAUUAUGUACAGGGAUAUAUACUACGUUUUAGCAUAUUACUUCUGCCUGAUGUUUGGGUUACUGGAUUUCACCUCCUACUUCUGUACUUUAAUUAGAAAAUACUGCUGCAUGGUAACCCUUUCCAAUAUGAGCAGUAAGGAUCUAAAGUUUAAGAGAUACUUAGGGAUUUUGUGAGCUCCUAUGAAAAACAGCCAUCAUCCUUUACAGAGUCUAAUUGGAUUAAUCUGUGGCCAAGAGUUUUACCUAUGGGUUAAGAAUGAUAAAUGAAACAGAAAAAUCAGGUAUUACUUAUUUAACUACAUGCAGUCCACAGUGAUAUACUGCUAGAAAAAGUGGAAGUAGCUGUUUUAAAACAUCAGCAAGUCUUGUCAUGCUUGCCUCUAAAUGUCUCAAUCAUGGUUAAAUAAUAGAUGUCAUUUGGAAGAUUCCCACAGAAAAAACCAGCCUGGGACUAGAUCCCACUCUGCUAUGUGAAGCCUUGCUAAGCCUUGUCCCUGCAGGUUCAGAUGGUCUCUGCCAUUCACAGAGAGCUCCUGAAAGCUCCAGGAGGGAGACAAGCUCCUUCCUGGCACAACAUUCCCCCUCAUCCACCUUUCCCACGGGAAGCGCAGUACAACCUAGGGGAGCAGGAGAGUGAGCUAGACCACAUGCAAAUGUUCCAAUUUAACACCUGACAUUUGAAAAUGAAGUAAAACGUGCUGUCUGCUUUUGGGUGUUCUGAACCUCACAACAGAUAAUUGCCUUCAUGUCAUAAAUAGCAGAUUC
This is a messenger RNA of Catharus ustulatus (Swainson's thrush), 1613 nucleotides long. RefSeq names its product C-type lectin domain family 3 member A (gene CLEC3A). The record is from RefSeq and is a predicted model, not a curated record. The coding region runs from base 61 to 648 and encodes 195 amino acids. Lineage: Eukaryota; Metazoa; Chordata; Aves; Passeriformes; Turdidae. The transcript is spliced from 3 exons.